UUGAAAAGCCAAAUAAAAAAUUCAAGAUGGCAGCCUCCAUGGAAAAGGUUGAAAAUGUGAACGAAUUUAAAGAAAACGAAGCAUCUAAUAUACCAUUUUCGACUCUAAACAUGAUGGAACUGCUGAUGGGCCCGAAUAAGAAGAAGUCAAGUGACGAAAUAAGAACAUUCGGGAUUCCACAUCCAUUUAAACAGAAAAACGAAUUAUUGGUUGAGGGUGUUUUCGAGAGCUGUACAUUCAAAACUGUAAUUAGUUGUGUUUUAGGUUUUGGAUUAGGAGCAGCAAUUGGCCUAUUUGCUGCAAGUGUGGACCCAGUUGACCCCGAUAAAUUAGCUAAACAACGAGCAAGAGAUGUCCUUAAAGAUAUGGGAAAGAAAAGUUUUUUUCAUGCUAAGAAUUUUGCAGUUAUUGGUGCUAUGUUUGCAGGUGUAGAAUGUCUUGUUGAAUCGCAUCGGGGGCAGAGUGAUUGGAAGAACAGCCCGAUAGCUGGUUGUGUAACAGGGGGCGCCAUAGGUCUAAGAGCCGGAAUUAAACCAGGUAUGCUAGGCUGUGCUGGAUUUGCAGCUUUUUCCAUGGCCAUUGACUAUUACCUACAUCCUCAUUGAUCCAAGUGCAAUAUGGGAAAUUUGUAAACCUUAUGGAUUAUAAUCAACAGUCAGCACUCGAUGUCAGAUAUGUAAUCUAUGAUUAAUACAAAGCAAAAUAAGCUUAUUGUGUUGUUAAAAGCUCAACUAAAACAAGACUUUGCAGACUUUUAUUCUGAUUCCUUCAGAGAGAAAUAUGAAAACAACUAAAUGUUUAAAAGAUAGUUUAAACAGCUUGUUUUGUUUUUAUACUACGAUAUUGAAUGUUAAUAUUUGUCUUCUGCAUUCUGAUGAAAUAUACCAAAACACUACUCUUACCGGUACAGGCAAUAUCCUUGCAAAAAUAAUGUAUAAAUACAUACAGCGUGCAUUCAUACAGUUCUCAACUUGAUCUCAUCAUUUUACUAAGUACUGCACAGUAAAUGGAAAUUUUCUGUAGUUUGUUGCAAAGUAUUUGUAAAUGUAAAAACAGCAUCCAUCUAAAUGAUUUCAUUCACACUUGGUUAGCGAUUUUUUGAUUGCUGCCCAGUUGGAGAGUGCCCCUUUUGAUGGGUUGAAUAAUAAAUCCUGGUAGUAUUUUUCUCCAUUUUUAUAUGCACAUAAUUUGGUUGAAUUUCCUUAACACUACGGAAGAUCUAUACUGAAAUUGACAAUUGGACACAUAAUGUAACAGGGAGAAUCAAUGGAGGAUCUAUGGUGGGGCACUUAGAGAUUGUGCUUAUUGAAAUAUGGUACUCAAAAACACUAUUACUGUAGUUUAUUAGAGUAUUUAAAUGGAAAAUUGCUGAAAAUAAAGUAUUUUAUUCCCACACA
Anneissia japonica is the source of this 1397-nucleotide messenger RNA. RefSeq names its product mitochondrial import inner membrane translocase subunit Tim22-like. The transcript has 4 exons. The record is from RefSeq and is a predicted model, not a curated record. NCBI's taxonomy places the organism in Eukaryota, Metazoa, Echinodermata, Crinoidea, Comatulida, Comatulidae. Gene Ontology annotation, molecular function: transmembrane protein transporter activity. Gene Ontology annotation, cellular component: TIM22 mitochondrial import inner membrane insertion complex. Gene Ontology annotation, biological process: protein insertion into mitochondrial inner membrane. The coding region runs from base 27 to 605 and encodes 192 amino acids.